AUGGAAGAUAUUCAAGUAGAAGCGUAUCCAGAGCUAUCUUACAAGGAUCUCAGGCAUAUAAAGAAUAUUGGUUCGGGAUCCUUCGGCAGGGUCACUCUUGCACAGCACAUUGACACAGGAAAGUACUACGCCGUGAAGGCAAUGUCCAAGCGGAAGAUUAUUGCCCUUCGGCAGGUUGCUCACAUUAACAACGAGUGUAGUAUCUUGCGUGUCGUGAGGUCUCCGUUUAUCAUUAGGCAGUAUGGAACCUAUCAGGACGACAAGAAUGUAUACAUCAUCCUGGACUUCAUCCAGGGCGGCGAGCUUUUCUAUCACCUACGCAGAUAUAACAAAUUUCCACUCCAAGUUGUUAAGUUCUUUGCCGUCGAGAUCCUCCUGGCAUUGGGGUAUUUACAUAAUCUGGGCAUCGCCUAUCGUGAUCUGAAGCUAGAGAACGUCCUCGUUGACAACACAGGCCAUAUAAAGCUUGCUGAUCUGGGGUUUGCUAAGCGCCUGGUCGAGAAGAAUGCAGACGGGGAUACGGUGUCCCAACUUACUUUCAGUAUCGUGGGCACCCCAGAAUACUUGGCCCCCGAAAUUAUCCGAUCGACCGGGCACGAUAUGUCUGCAGAUUGGUGGGCCUUCGGCGUCCUCAUAUAUGAGAUGCUAACAGGGUCUCCGCCCUUCUUCGAUGACAAUCCUGAUAUGACCUGUAAGAAGAUCCUUGGGGGAAAGAUAACUUUUGCAAGUGGGUUUGACAAGGCAGCGAAGGACCUGAUUAUCCGCUUACUCAACCCUGACAAAACAAGGAGAUUGGGGGCAUCUAUAAACAACGGCACGGCAGACAUUAUGAAGCACGCAUUCUUCUCAGGGGUCAAUUGGUCUUGGUUUGAGAAAAAAGUCGUGAAGGCCCCCAUUGUCCCUAAGCUCACAGACCCUGCCGACACCGCCAAUUAUGAAGACUAUCUAGAUGAGAAUGGUAACUUUGAAGAGGACGAGAUCGACUACGAGAAUCUAGGGAGCGAUGCGGCCGAGCUGGGCCUGGCAGAGAUACCUGGGACUCAGGAAGAAAUAGACGCCCUGUUUGUGGGAUUUAAAUAG
Molecule: messenger RNA, 1080 nt
Organism: Giardia duodenalis
Lineage: Eukaryota; Fornicata; Diplomonadida; Hexamitidae
Product: Kinase, AGC PKA
Exons: 1
Coding region: 1-1080 (359 amino acids)
Biological process (GO): signal transduction; peptidyl-serine phosphorylation
Cellular component (GO): cAMP-dependent protein kinase complex
Molecular function (GO): ATP binding; cAMP-dependent protein kinase activity
Source: RefSeq, a predicted model, not a curated record